This is a messenger RNA of Musa acuminata subsp. malaccensis (wild Malaysian banana), 2874 nucleotides long. Its product is annotated as receptor-like protein kinase ANXUR2. Lineage: Eukaryota; Viridiplantae; Streptophyta; Magnoliopsida; Zingiberales; Musaceae. Gene Ontology annotation, molecular function: ATP binding; transmembrane receptor protein tyrosine kinase activity. The record is from RefSeq and is a predicted model, not a curated record. Gene Ontology annotation, biological process: protein phosphorylation.
AAGGACAUCAACAGAGCGAAAGCAGAGAAAGAACACCAACUGUUCUCUGUUCUCCUCUGUUGCCCUCUUCCUCCCAUCGACGCUCUUCGUACCUCCAUGGAUUGAUCCGUACCAAUAGCAGCAGAAGGAAAUGGCGAAAGAUUCUCUUCUCAUCUCCCUCCUCCUUCUCUUCUCGUCCUUUGCCUCGCAGGCCGCCUACCUCCCCUCAGAUUCGAUCCUCCUCAAUUGUGGAUUUUCCUCGGAGGCCACCGACGCCGACGGCCGAAAAUGGCUGGCGGAUUCCACCUCCAAGUCCAGCCUCACCUCCAAGAACUCCGCCCCGGCCACCGCCCUCUACCAGGACCCGGCGCUCCCGUCCACCGUCCCCUACAUGUCCGCACGGGUCUUCAACUCGGAAUCCACCUACAAGUUCGCCGUUAACGGGUCCGAGCGCCACUGGGUGCGCCUCCACUUCUACCCGUCCGCCUACAAUGGCCUCCCCCCGGAGAACUCCUUCUUCUCCGUCUCGACUUCCGACGGCAUCACCCUCCUCAAGAACUUUAGCGCGUACAUCACCGCCAAGGCCCUCACGCAGGCCUACAUCGUCAAGGAGUUCUCCGUCCUGCCGACCUCCGCCGGAAGCAUAAGCCUCACCUUCACGCCGUCGGCCGACCACAACAGUUCCUUCGCUUUCGUCAACGGCAUCGAGAUCGUGUCGAUGCCGGAUAUCUACAGCGAGCCGGCGGAGCUGGUGGGUUUCUCGGAUCAGGCCGUCGAGGUUGGCAGCUCUGCGUUGCUGACGAUGUACAGGCUCAACGUGGGAGGGCAGUACUUGCCGGCUAGCAACGAUUCCGGCCUCAGCCGGACUUGGUACGACGACUCCCCCUACAUCUACGGUGCCGGCUUCGGCAUCACCACCUCGGCCAGCAACAAGCUCAAGAUAAGCUACCCGGAGGAGGGGACGGCGGAGUCCGCUGCCCCCACCGACGUCUACCGCACGGCGAGGUCGAUGGGCCCUGAUCCCAAGGUCAACAUGAACUACAACCUCACCUGGAUCUUCCAAGUCGACGCCAACUUCACCUACGUCGUCAGGCUCCAUUUCUGCGAGCUGCAGAUGACCAAGGUCAACCAGAGAGUGUUCGACAUCUUCGUCAACAACCAGACCGCGCAGGCUCAAGCGGACGUAAUCGCGUGGGCUUCUUCCAAGGCCGUGCCGGUGUACAAGGACUACGCGGUGUACGUCGCCGACGGCCCCGGCGACGAGCAGCUCUGGGUGGCGCUGCAUCCUUCGGCGGCGGCGAAGCCCGAGUACUACGACUCGGUGCUGAACGGAUUGGAGAUCUUUAAGCUCAAUGACAGUGCGGGGAACUUGGCAGGACCCAACCCCGAGCCUUCUUCCAUGCUCGCCGAAGCUGAGUCGGAGGAGGCGCAACGAAGCUUCUCGUCCGAGUCGAGCAGCAACGUGCACAUAAUAGGCAGCGCGGCGGGCGGAGUUGCGGCUGCCAGCGUCUUCUUUGCCAUCUGCGUCGUGGUGUAUCAGCGCAAGAAGAGGGUGGGCGGCAACGACUCGAGCGGCGGCUCCGGCUGGUUGCCCCUGUACGGCGGUACAUCGACCAGCAGCUCCACCAUCUCCGGCAAGAGCUCCGGGAGCAGCCACCUGUCGAACCUGGCGGCGAUGUGCCGCCACUUCUCCUUCGCGGAGAUCAAGAAGGCGACCAAGAACUUCGACGAGUCGCUGGUCAUCGGCGUGGGAGGGUUCGGGAAGGUGUACAAAGGCGUCGUCGACGAGGGGACCAAGGUGGCGAUCAAGAGGUCGAACCCGUCGUCGGAGCAGGGCGUGAACGAGUUCCAGACCGAGAUCGAGAUGCUGUCGAAGCUGAGGCACAAGCACCUGGUCUCCCUCAUCGGCUGCUGCGAAGAGAACGGCGAGAUGAUCCUGGUGUACGACUACAUGGCGCACGGCACGCUCAGGGAGCACCUCUACAAGAGCGGCAAGCCGCCAUUGUCGUGGAAACAGAGGCUGGAGAUCAGCAUCGGAGCGGCGAGGGGACUGCACUACCUCCACACCGGCGCCAAGUAUACCAUAAUCCACAGGGACGUGAAGACCACCAACAUCCUGGUCGACGAGAACUGGGUGGCCAAGGUGUCCGACUUCGGGCUGUCGAAGACCGGCCCCAUGGUGAACCAAACCCACGUGAGCACCAUGGUCAAGGGCAGCUUCGGCUACCUCGACCCGGAGUACUUUCGGCGACAGCAGCUGACGGAGAAAUCCGACGUCUACUCCUUCGGGGUCGUCCUGUUCGAGGUGCUGUGCGCGCGGCCGGCGCUGAACCCGAACCUUCCGAGGGAGCAGGUCAGCCUCGCCGACUGGGCGCUGCACUGCCAGAAGAAGGCGGUGCUCGCCGACAUCGUCGACCCGCUUCUGGAGGGAAAGAUCGGGCCCGAGUGCUUGAAGAAGUUCGCUGAGACGGCGGAGAAGUGCCUCCUGGAUCACGGGGUCGACCGGCCCUCCAUGGGCGACGUGCUAUGGAACCUCGAGUUCGCGCUGCAGCUGCAGGAAAGCUUCGAGAGCGGGAAGCCGGUGACGGAGGAGACGACGGAGAGGCCAGUGGCGGUCGGCAAUGGAAGCGUCGGCGGCGGGAGUGAGGUGAGCGAGGAGUCGGACAACAGUGCGGUGUUCUCUCAGCUCAUCAACCCGGUGGGGAGAUGAAGUCUCUGUCGAGCUAUUACCGCCGGUGAUUGAUUGGGGGAAGGACGGGGAGAAAUCAACUCGGUCUGCUGCCUUUAUUCAGACUACUACUUUUUCUUCCUCUAUAUUCCUUCAGAUCAAUCACCGGAAACUGUGCGAUUUGCUAGAAGAGUAGAAACCUCAACCGCGGAUCUUUCCAUCGUCAG